Molecule: messenger RNA, 1130 nt
Organism: Sorghum bicolor (sorghum)
Lineage: Eukaryota; Viridiplantae; Streptophyta; Magnoliopsida; Poales; Poaceae
Product: probable long-chain-alcohol O-fatty-acyltransferase 1
Exons: 1
Coding region: 26-1009 (327 amino acids)
Biological process (GO): lipid metabolic process
Source: RefSeq, a predicted model, not a curated record
GUUUACCAAGUUGGAGCACAAACCCAUGGCGCUGCCGCUGCUACGGAACAGCAUUCCUAUGGUCUCGCUGGCCGUGUCAGUCGCUGCGUUGUACACGAGCGCCGUGUCCUCGCAUGUGAGACCCGGCUUCCCCCGUGUGGCCAUGCUACUCCCGGUGGGCGUCCUCUUCAUGGCGGUCCCAUUGGCUUUCUCAUCCGCCGUCCUACGGUGCAGUGCCUUCUUGUUCCUCACAUGGCUCGGAGCGUUCAAGGUCCUUCUCCUGGCCAUGGACCGUGGGCCGCUAAACCCCAGCCUACCCGUUCUCCACUUCCUCUUGGCUGUAGCUCUCCCCGUGGAGCUCAUCACAGCAAGCGACGGCAGCCGUCGUCCCGACAAAGACAAGCCGUUGCUGGCGGCGGCGUCUAUCAUUUCGUGCACGUUCAAGGUGGUCACCGUAGCCGCCAUGGCCCAUUUCUACUGGUUCUUCGACAGGUUGCAUCUCUACGUGCGCCUCGCGCUGUACGGGGUCCGGUUCUGGUUCUCCAUAGAGGUCCUCUUCGCCUGUGCCGCGGCCGGCUGCAGCGCGGCGCUGGAUGUGGAGGUGAAGCCCCAGUUCGUCCAGCCGUACCUUGCGACGUCGCUGCGCGACUUCUGGGGCCGGCGGUGGAACCUCCCGGUGUCCGCCGUCCUCCGGGCGGCAGUGUACAACCCACUGCGCGCGCGGGCGGGGAAGGAGGCCGGCCUCCUGGCCACGUUUCUCGUGUCUGGGCUGAUGCACGAGGCCCUGCUCUGCUACUCCACCCUGCAGCGCCCCACCGGAAAGAUGGCCGCCUUCUUCCUUCUCCACGGCGCAUGCCGCGUGGCCGAGGACUGGUGCGCGCGCCGCUGGCCGCCACCGCCCCGGCCUCUGGCCACGUUGCUCUUCGUGGCAUUUAUGACUACGUCGUUUUGCCUUGUCUUCGCACCUCUUUGUUGCGAUGGAUGGGAGGAGAUGCUGCAUUCUUACCGCAGUCCCAAUAGCAGAAACUAGACAUAAUUUUUAUAGCGAAGCCAAUCCCAAUAAUACAAUCUAGGUAUAGUUUUUAUAGCGGGCUACGUCAAUAAAAAAUUAUCUAUAAAAACUAUACAGGAGAUUUCUUUGCCUAAUAAAU